Molecule: messenger RNA, 1545 nt
Organism: Marasmius oreades (fairy-ring Marasmius)
Lineage: Eukaryota; Fungi; Basidiomycota; Agaricomycetes; Agaricales; Marasmiaceae
Exons: 5
Coding region: 1-1545 (514 amino acids)
Source: RefSeq, a predicted model, not a curated record
AUGAAGUUUAUCGACAUCGGAAAACUGCCAGUAACUCCUGGGCUGCGGCUGGAGGUUAUACUUCAUGCCAAAAGAGUGGUGAAAUCUUCAUCUCCGUACCCUGACCUGGACCAACUAUAUUCUCAGAUCCUACGGUUUUGCAUCAAUGAAGGCGGAAAGCUUCGGAAGAUUUUGUUGUUGAUCGUGAGCCCUUUCAGUCAGUUCAAAGCCUUGAAGUCGUCCUUUCAGCUACGCGGCUCGCAUUCAUUUGGCAUGCAAAGCUUAUGGGCUCUUGAACAACUUCUGGAUCUGAGUGAAGGUGGGGCCGCUGCUCUCUUGUCAGGAUUACGUUCGAUCCUCGACAUCCCAUCCUCCACAACAGACAAUGUACGCGUUUUGCAUGCCUCCUUUUCGGAUUUUCUUCUGGACCCGAACCCUGCAGACGAGUACUAUGUAGGCCCAGUACUUUCCUCCUGGGAGUGGAGUCAGUUACAUCUCGCAUGUCAAAUUCGAAUGCUUUCCCAAUUCUGUAAUGAGAGUCAAUCCGAACGUUGGUCUAUGCACUCUCAGGAUUACCCUAUCAACGGAAUCCACGAUGUCGAUAUCGGUGCACUCGAUGUCUGGAAAUAUCUAUACGAGUACCCGACGGCUAUAAUCAACGACGACAUCACAGUAGCUCUCAAUGCAUUUGAUCCACAUCUAUAUCUUGCUACGGUACUUCACUGGAAUUAUGAAUCUAUUCAGUUUCUAGAUCACGGUUCGCCGUUGCAAAGAAAUGAGCCUUCAGUCUUCCGAGUGUCGCGAUUUUCACUUCAAGACGGGAAGUUUCGGGACUGGAGAUACCAGACGGUAGCAGUGCACCAUCAAAUAAGUAUCCUCUAUAGUGCUUUUCAAUCAUUGAAGGAGUUGGAUAGAUCUAGAUCCUCUCGAGGUUGCCUCCAGAAAUUCUUCGAGAGGUGUAGCUCCUUCUUCCACGGUUUUCAUGUGUCAUUUCCUAGAGAUCAGGAUGAAGACUCGAUACGAUACACCCUCCUUGCAUGCCAGUUAUCCAUUUCUGGUCUAUAUUCCCAGUACUCCGACAGAUAUGUUGCGUCGCCUGUCAUAGGUUUGAAGCCAAUUUACGGCCACUUCGACAUAUCGUUGAAAAUUGUGCCUUCGGAGAAUGACGCUGGGCGACAUUCAACAGUCCAACUUCCAGCCAGAUGGGAAGUCAAAUAUAUCGACCCAACUCAAGGGCGACUUCUUCGGAAGCUUCUCGAACUUCUCACUGACUACGAGGACCGGGAAGGAAAAAUCAACACCGGUAUCCCCGACGUCUUUGCUUCAUCAGAAAUGGAGGACUGGAAUUAUAAACUCGCCAGGUUGAACUGGGUAAAGACAUGGAGAACCUAUUUGUUUGGCAAGCUGGCUCAGAGAGCACAAGCGAAAGAAGGCAGCAAACAAGUUUUCGAACUGAAUGGACAGGGUAUCCUUGAGAUAACGACCCAUACACAAAGAUGCGGUGUCGUUGUUACUGGGAUGCCUGGGAUUGGUAAAUCAGUGUUUCCUCUAUGGCCAAAACAUUAG